Molecule: messenger RNA, 2513 nt
Organism: Lycium barbarum (goji berry)
Lineage: Eukaryota; Viridiplantae; Streptophyta; Magnoliopsida; Solanales; Solanaceae
Product: sulfate transporter 3.1-like
Exons: 13
Coding region: 603-2306 (567 amino acids)
Biological process (GO): transmembrane transport
Cellular component (GO): membrane
Source: RefSeq, a predicted model, not a curated record
CCUCAUUUGUUUUUCAACUUCAUUCUGUUUCUCUUCUUUGCUAAGAACCCAUCGUGUAAAUCGCUGCCCUCCAUUGUUUGUUUCUUUUUCUGUUCUUGAGCAUCCAUGAAGGGUUUUUCUUCUUCAACAUCCCCCCUCAAGUUGGAGGGUAAGGAUGAAACCCCUAGCUUGUCCAUGAUUUCGCGAUGAGAAGCCCCAGCAAAGGGUUUAGUGAACAGAUCGGCUAGUUGAUAAUGAGAUGGGACAAAAGAUAAAGAGAUUAAACCGGAGAGGAAUUGCUGACAUACAAAAUGGCAGUCUAGAUCGACAUUUUUUGUGCGUUCGUAAAAUUGGGUUACGAGGGAUGUGAAUCGCCGCCUGGCUGUCGGAGUGUACAAGAAUAAGAAGAGGUGGAGGUGCAGACAAGUCUUCAAGUAAAUGCACAAGCCAGGAGCUCCUCCCAGAGUGAUAAAAUACCCACAAACAGAUCUUCUUGUAUCUUUGCAUGACGCCCAAUCGGCAUCGCAAAAAGCCAAAAGGUCCAUAGAUGGUGUUGAUGAUAAGAGAAUACCUUGACCAGGGUCAGAUUGAAGGUAUCUAGAGACAUGAAGUGCUGCUGAGAAAUGCAGGACACUUGGUUUUUGCAUAUAUUGACUGAGACAAAGAACAACAUAGGAGAGAUGUGGCCUGAUUCAAGCUUUGUGCCACCAAUGAUAUAUGCCAUGUUGGGAAGUUCGAAGCAUUUGGCAAUAGGGAAUGUGGCGGUUCCAUCACUUCUCAUUUCUGCAAUGCUUGGGAAAGUAGUUAAUCCUCACGAAAAUCCCAAGCUUUAUCUACAGUUGGUAUUCACUGCUACUUUCUUUGCUGGAGUUUUCCAAGCUUCAUUAGGCUUGUUAAGGCUGGGGUUUAUAGUGGACUUUCUGUCGCACGCAACAAUAUUAGGGUUCAUGGGUGGAGCAGCCACUGUUGUGUGCUUACAGCAACUCAAAGGAAUACUUGGGCUCGUUCAUUUCACCCCCCAAACUGACAUUGUCAGUGUUAUGUGCUCUAUCUUUAGCCAAAUGCAUCAGUGGAGAUGGGAAAGUGGAGUCCUAGGUUGCUGUUUCCUCUUCUUCCUCUUGCUAACCAGAUAUUUUAGCAAAAAGAAGCCAGCUUUCUUUUGGAUGAGUUGUAUGGCGCCUCUAACAUCAGUGAUUUUGGGAAGUGUUCUUGUUUAUUUCACCCAUGCUGAAAAAAAUGGCGUUCAAGUGAUUGGGCACUUGGAAAAGGGGAUAAAUCCACCAUCGUAUUCUGAAGUGGCAUUUAGCUCACGGUAUCUUACAUCUGCCAUUAAGACUGGAAUCGUCACCGGUGUCAUCGCCUUGGCUGAAGGAAUAGCAGUAGGAAGGAGUUUCGCCAUACUGGAGAACUAUGACGUUGAUGGAAACAAAGAAAUGAUUGCCUUUGGGCUAAUGAACAUUGCUGGUUCUUGCACCUCUUGCUACUUAACCACGGGAUCAUUUUCCCGAACAGCGGUGAAUUUUAAUGCAGGAUGUAAGACAGCAGUGUCCAAUAUGGUAAUGGCAACAGCAGUGAUGAUAACAUUGUUGUUGCUAACACCAUUGUUCUAUUACACACCCCUUGUUGUUCUUUCCUCCAUUAUAAUUUCAGCCAUGCUAGGCAUAAUUGACUACAAUGCUGCUGUCCACCUUUGGAAAGUUGACAAAUACGAUUUCCUCGUAUGCAUUAGUUCCUAUAUUGGAGUCGUCUUUGGUAGUGUUGAAGUUGGCCUAAUAGUCGCGGUGGCAAUGUCUUUACUUAGGAUACUUCUCUUUGUAGCAAGGCCAAAGACAUUUGUUUUAGGUAAAAUACCUAAUUCAAUGACCUAUAGAAGUACUGAACAAUAUUCAGCAGCAAGCAGUGUUCCUGGAGUUCUCAUCAUUCACAUUGAUGCCCCCAUCUAUUUUGCAAAUGCAAGUUAUUUGAGGGAAAGAAUAUCAAGAUGGAUAGAUGAAGAAGAAGAGAAGCAAAGAAUAUCAACAGAGAUUGAGCUGCAAUAUGUCAUAUUGGAUAUGAGUGCUGUUGGAAACAUUGAUACAAGUGGAAUUAGUAUGCUUGAGGAAGUGAAGAGAAUUGCCGAUAGACGAUACCUUAAGGUUUUAUUGGCAAAUCCUGGAGGGGAGGUGAUGAAGAAGCUGGACAAGUCAAAUUUCAUUGACACAAUUGGCAAAGAAUGGAUCUAUUUAACAGUUGGUGAAGCUGUAAAUGCAUGCAAUUAUAUUCUUCACACUUGCAAGUUCCAAUCCAAGAGAAUUGAUUCUUCAGAAACUCCAGAUGAUAAUGUAUAAUGAUCCCAUUAAAAUAAUCAAAGUGUAUUAGUAUUAAUUAAUUAAUUAAUUUCUCUUUACUGUUUCACCAAGUGAAACAUCUUAGAGCUUGUUUAUUUACCCUAAUGCAAUUUUGUAAAAUUCAUAUAUCUGUGCUAAGUUAUUGGAAGUUGCUUUAAUAUUCCAGUGCUCUACUAUUGUACUUCUCUUGUCCAAGAAAUAUUGCAA